GGGCACGGCGGGGGGGUUAACCCGGGUUUGUGAUGUGUUUUUCGGUCCCCGGGGAGUCGCUUCUCUCCGCCUCGUCCGUCUGUCUCCAAAUAACCGCGAACUGUCACGUUUUUUAUAGCGUCUCCAUGGAAACGAGGCGUCGCUACGUAAGGGGGACGCUGCGUGAGGGUAUAUAAAGCGCGGAGGUCCGAGGACAGGACAUAAACAAAGUGCACGGACCGGAGGAAACUGAGCUAAAAGCGUGGAUAAAAUCAUGCUGCACGGAGAAACACAUUACCUGAGCGACUUCAACAGAAGUCCAGAGCGUCGUGUCGUGCUGAAAUACAGACGCUCUCCCUACGAGACCAGCCCCGACUCCGAUUUUCGUGGUAAAAGCCGCGUGGUCACAAACGGCCGCGAGCGCUGGCGCCAGCAGAACGUGAACGGGGCGUUUGGCGAGCUGCGGCGGCUCAUCCCCACUCACCCCCCCGAACGCAAGCUCAGCAAAAACGAAAUCCUGCGCCUCGCCACCAAGUACAUACACUUCCUGGAACAAGUCCUACAAGUCCAGGACCAGGAUCAGGACCUCGACCAGCACCGGGACCAGGACCAGAACCAAGAACUGGAGCAAAACUUGGAUCAGAGCGAAAAACAGAACCUCCAGGAGAUCCAGGUCAGCGGCUGCACUCCGUCCCCGACUUCGAGCUACGACAGCGGGAUCGACUGGAGCCCGCGCAGCCUGAUGGAGGAGCUGGACUCUGCGGCGCUCAGUUUCAACUAAAAAAAACGAAAAAACAACUCAAACAUGUUUCGGUUUUUGUUCAAAGAGCUUCGUUUUCAGAAGUUCGGCCUGACAAGAGAAACAUAAAGUAUCUGCGUCCAAAUGCAGGUUUGUGAAUCGGCACAGAGCGACUGAAAAUCUGUCUGAGUUUCAAAGAAUAUGGGCUUUAAUUUUUUUUUAUUUUUUUUUUUUGAUUACGUUACAAAUCCCAAAUUAACGGGCCUCUGUUAUCAUGUAGUUUCCUCAUCAAAAAUAGACCUGAAGUUGUGUUUUUUUCACAAAUCCUUCAUUUUUAAACUUAGUUCUUUUGAGUUUCUGAGACUAAAAACACAGAAUUACUCAAAUAUUUAUGAGUGAAACAAAACACAACUGAAGAACUGUGUGUUUUUAAUGAGGUAACAGCGUUUUAACAUGUCUAAAAGAGUAAAUUUUGCGUAAUAUCGUAUCUUUAAGUACAAAACUUUACUACUAGGUUUACUAAAAGGAAGUCCAAAUAUGAGUAGAAGAAACACUUUCCACUAGAGAUGCAACGAUAUUCGAUAUAAUAUUGAAUCGUUCGAUACUGGUCUCACGAUUCGAUACACGUGUCGAUACGCACGAGUCUCUCCACGCGCGCUGUGUUAGUUAUUUUGGUCCGAAAGAGAAACCAUUAUCGCAGCGUCCUCCUCAGAUGCAGCCAGAAAACAGCUCCAUAGGGAUUUACAGCUGAAAUAUUUUAACCGAGGAGGGUUUUAUCUUUCACUCACUUUUUAUUUUACCUUGAUUGACCCAGGAAUGACAAAGAUAUUCACUUUUAAAUACUUUAGAAUAACUUUUGGCUUUACAUCAGCUUUUUCCUCAGACUCUAUCUCAUCAUUUUUAGUUAGAAAACGUUUUGUUGAGACAUUUCUAUGUAAUACAACAGAAUUUUAGUGUUCAGAAAAAACUUUGUUUGUAUUUACACUGAAUACAAAUGCUGUAAAUGAUUGAACCAAAUGAACUAAAACACUUAGAAACUACAACUGUACAUUAGUUCUGUUGUGUACUCUAUUUAAUGUAGCAGAAAAAAGUACAUGAGAUUUUUUUUUUUUUUUUUUUUGCGUCUUAAAACAUAUCGAUUUGUGACUCGUGUAUCGAGAUAUGUAUCGGAUUGUGGGAAAACCGUAUCGUUGCAUCCCUACUUUUGAAAUAGCGCUAGAAUUUCCUCAAGAAAAUUAAACCUAAAUUCUUAGAUUUAAAAAAAAACAAAACAAUAUUUAACCAUUUUGUUUAAAGUGGAAUUAAAUACCAACAAUUUCUUCAUAUAGAGCUGCUAAACAGGGCGGAGUCUGGAGGACUAAAGGGAAGAAUGAAGGAGGACUAAAGGGGAGAGUGAGGAAGGA
Boleophthalmus pectinirostris (great blue-spotted mudskipper) is the source of this 2121-nucleotide messenger RNA. RefSeq names its product T-cell acute lymphocytic leukemia protein 1-like. Gene Ontology annotation, biological process: regulation of transcription by RNA polymerase II. The record is from RefSeq and is a predicted model, not a curated record. The transcript has 4 exons. Gene Ontology annotation, molecular function: RNA polymerase II cis-regulatory region sequence-specific DNA binding; protein dimerization activity; DNA-binding transcription factor activity, RNA polymerase II-specific. The coding region runs from base 254 to 760 and encodes 168 amino acids. Lineage: Eukaryota; Metazoa; Chordata; Actinopteri; Gobiiformes; Gobiidae.